This is a messenger RNA of Marmota flaviventris (yellow-bellied marmot), 2689 nucleotides long. RefSeq names its product zinc finger protein 846-like. The record is from RefSeq and is a predicted model, not a curated record. NCBI's taxonomy places the organism in Eukaryota, Metazoa, Chordata, Mammalia, Rodentia, Sciuridae. Gene Ontology annotation, cellular component: nucleus. Gene Ontology annotation, biological process: regulation of DNA-templated transcription.
GGGCGCCGGCUCCGCAGUGUAGUGUCAAGUGCCUUCCUCAUGGUGCACCUCUCCCCGCCUUGGGUGGAUUCUGCGUGCGGGGUCUCCCAGUGGUGGCAGCGGGGUGGCAGCGGACCCCCGUAAAGGGACUAGGCCGGCUUCGCUGGCGUGCCUAGGGCCGCGCAUCCUUCCCGGCUCUCGGGUCUGAGAGGCGCCGGUGGCGCUGGGUCAGGAAGUGUCGCCGGGGCGCGCCCUCCGGGUGCUUUCUUCCGCGGCGCUCCUCUUUUCCAAAGCCUGCAAAGCAGUCUUUCCGAAAUUGUUUCCCAGAGGGAAGAGAAUUUCCGCGAUUUAGUAACGUUGGCUCCAGACUCAGUGCCCACUCUCCUGACGGAUUGGCAUUCUGGCGAGUUCAGGCUUUCUUCUGUCUAGGGGCCCAGUCUGCCUUCUUCAAGAAAAGAUUAAGACAGAAAGGAUGGUGGCAGACUGUCUGACAAAUUGUUAUCAGAACUUGGUGACCUUUGAGGAUGUGGCUGUGGACUUCACCCAAGAGGAAUGGAUUCUAUUGGAUCAAAUGCACAGAGACCUGUACAGAGAUGUGAUGCUAGAGAACUACCGGAACCUGGCCUCAGUAGGAUGUGAGCCCAUUAAACCUAGUCUCAUCUACUGGUUGGAACAAGAAGAGGAUCUGUGGACAGUGCAGAGUGGAGAUCUCCAAGAAUGGAAAAUACUACUUAACACCAAAGAGGCAACACUUCAGCAGGAUUUUUUGAGGGGACAGACUUCCAGUGGGAUACAAACAGCAGGACACCACAGUGCAGGGGAACUUUGUGACUAUAUGCAGUGUGGAGAAAUCUUCAGUGAACACUCAUAUUUCAAGACUCACAUGAAAACUCAAAAUACAAGGAAUGCAGGGCAUUUUACUCACUCUACAAGUCCUGCCGUGCCUGUUCAAAUGCGCACAAUGAAAAACAAUGCAUGUAAGGUUUGUGGAAAAGUCUUCAGACGUUCUUCAAACCUUAAUAGGCACAUGCGAACCCAUACUGGGGAGAAACCCUUUAAAUGUAAGGAAUGUAGGAAGCCCUUCACUACUUACUCACGGCUAAUGGAACAUUUCAGAAUUCAUACUGGAGAAAAACCCUAUAAAUGUAAGGAAUGUGGAAAAGCCUUCACUAAGCGCUCAGGCCUUACCACACAUGAACCAACACAUGCUUCAGAGAAGCCCUAUGAAUGUAACGAAUGUGGGAAAGCCUUCGCUUCAUCCUCACGCCUUACUCAACAUGUAAGAACUCACAGUGGCGAGAGACCCUAUAUAUGUAAGGAAUGUGGAAGAGCCUUUCUCACUUCCUCAUAUCUACGUAACCACAUAAGAAGAACUCACAGUGGGGAGAAACCCUAUAUAUGUAGGGAAUGUGGAAAAGCCUUCCAUUCUUCCUCAUACCUACGUAGACAUGUAAGAACUCACAGUGGUGAGAGACCCUAUAUUUGUAAAGAGUGUGGAAAAGCCUUCCUUAAUUCUUCAUACCUACAUAAUCAUGUAAGAAAAACUCAUAGUGGAGAGAUACCCUUUAUAUGUGGUGAAUGUGGUAAAGUCUUUCAUGCUUCCUCAUACCUACGUAGACAUGUAAGAACUCACAGUGGAGAGAGACCCUAUAUAUGUAAGGAAUGUGGGAAAGCCUUCCUCAAUUCCUCAUACCUACGUAAACAUCUAAUCAUUCACACUGGAAAGAAACCCUAUGAAUGUAAGGAAUGUGGGAAAGCCUACAAUAGAUGCAAUCUAUUACUUGACCAUUUAAAAACUCACAUGGUGGAAAAGCCAUUUGAAUGUAAUGUAUGUGGAAAAUCCUUUCAGUAUUUCUCUUAUCUUACUAAGCACAUUCGUAUUCACACAGGAGUAAAACCCUAUAAGUGUAAGUACUGUGGGAAAGCCUUCACCACUUCUUCAAGCCGAACUGAGCAUGUAAGAACUCACACUGGGGAAAGGCCUUAUGAAUGUAAGGAAUGUGGGAAAUCCUUCAGUUCAUCCUCAAACCUAAUUCAUCAUGUGAAAAUUCACACAACAGAGAAACCCUUUAAGGUCAGGAAUGUGGGAAAGCCUACAGUAAGUUUUACCUACUAACUGAACAUUUAAUAACUCACACUGAAAAGAAACCCUUUCAAUGGGAGGAAUACAAAAAAAUCCCUUAAGAUUCUUCACAUUGUAAGGAAGGAAAUAUAAAAUAUUUCACUAAUUCCCAGAAAGUUACUAAAUGUGAGACUUUGCAAUAGAAGGAAGAACUCCUGAUGUAAAAUAUAUGGGAAGGUUGUAGUUCUGUAAAUAUGUUGGUCUUCACUUGUGUCAUCAUAGUGGAGAAAACUUUAUGAAGGAAAGGACUGUUGGAAAGUCAACCUUUAGCAAACAUGAUUCAGAUCCAAGAGAAAUUUAAUAUAGGGGUUUGGGAAUUGUGUCCCCUUAACUUGAAAUCUAGUGUACCAACAGACACCACUGUCUGAAUGGUUCUGGUUUAUUUCGAACAUUUGUGAUUCUACCUUGAUCAUUCUGGAGUGAUAUGUCUUUCCUUUCCUCCAUAGCAACACUAUUUCAUUUCAGUCAUUUCAGUUGCUACAACUUCUGGAUAGCCACCAGGUGAAAAGUGGGCCUUUGGGAUACAAACAAUACUAUUUUAGCAGUAGAGAAUCUUUCCUAGGUUUCUCAUGUUUUUUUUUGUUGUUG